Molecule: messenger RNA, 576 nt
Organism: Macrobrachium nipponense
Lineage: Eukaryota; Metazoa; Arthropoda; Malacostraca; Decapoda; Palaemonidae
Product: protein FRG1-like
Exons: 4
Coding region: 1-576 (191 amino acids)
Cellular component (GO): nucleolus; catalytic step 2 spliceosome; striated muscle dense body
Molecular function (GO): actin filament binding
Source: RefSeq, a predicted model, not a curated record
AUGGACACAGCUUCUGUUAUUAAUCUUAUAAUUGUCGUGUAUGGAGUUUGCCUGAAGCAAGGCGAUGGACCAGCACCAGAAGAAGUUCUGACAGCAGUACCAGCUGGAGAUGACCGCAUUGCAUUCAAAUCUGGAUAUAACAAGUACAUUGGAGUUGAUGGGUCAGGUCGUGUUGUUGGACGAGCUGAUGCGAUUGGACCAAGAGAAAUGUGGCAACCAAUUUUCCAGGAUGGCAAGACAGGGCUGUUAGCAGUAAAUGACUGUUUCCUUGGCAUUGAUGAGGAUGACAAUGUCAUUGCCAAGAGUCCCACUGCAGGAAAUUAUGAGAUGGUUACUAUCCGCUCAAAUACUGUUAGGGAAUGUGAUAAGCCUAAGGAAAUACCUGAGGAAGAACGAGGGAAAUUAAAAGACGUAGAAGUGAAUUACGUGAAAAAAUUCCAGAAAUUUCAAGACAAACGUUUACGGAUUAAUGAAGAAGGCGUAGCUGUGUUAAAAGAAGCACGUUCAGAGGGUUAUUUACAUGAAGCUUUGCUUGACAGACGCUCAAAAAUGAAAGCUGAUAGAUACUGUAAAUAA